Vollenhovia emeryi is the source of this 513-nucleotide messenger RNA. RefSeq lists its product as uncharacterized. The record is from RefSeq and is a predicted model, not a curated record. Lineage: Eukaryota; Metazoa; Arthropoda; Insecta; Hymenoptera; Formicidae. The transcript has 3 exons. The coding region runs from base 112 to 465 and encodes 117 amino acids.
CUCUCUCUCUCUCUCUCUCAUACUCACACAUACAAACUUUAUUGAUUUAUGUAAAAAUCUAAUAUAAGAACACGUAUAGUAUCCACACAUCUGUAUUUUCAUAGCUAUCAAAUGGAACAUACAUGUACAAUUAACAAAAAUGUACAAUUAAUGCUAACGGACAUUAAACAGUCAAUGCUUUACAACAAUUUAAUUCAUGCUGUGUGUAUUCAUCGUCGAGCUAUGGAUUCAGCCAAUAUUCUAACGAACAGUUUUUCGAUGUUCUAUAUCGUGUUAUUAGUAUGUUCUGUGGCUUUGAUGAGUCUCAGUUUCUGCAAUGUAAUUAAUGCAUUAACAUCCUGGGAAAAAUUGGAAAUAUUUCUAAGCAGUGCAGUGAUAUUUGGACUAAUGUAUUGUAUUUUUGUGGGAAAUUAUGUUGGUCAGAACAUUAUAGAUAGCAGCACUGCCAUUUCUCAAGCGACGUAAGUAAACACAUUGUCCGAACUGUAUAAUAUUGUAAAUAUAUCUACCAUA